Messenger RNA from Microdochium trichocladiopsis, 1065 nucleotides. Its product is annotated as NUDIX hydrolase domain-like protein. The transcript is spliced from 3 exons. Gene Ontology annotation, molecular function: 8-oxo-dGDP phosphatase activity. NCBI's taxonomy places the organism in Eukaryota, Fungi, Ascomycota, Sordariomycetes, Xylariales, Microdochiaceae. The record is from RefSeq and is a predicted model, not a curated record. Bases 1 to 1065 code for a protein of 354 amino acids.
AUGGAUCGGCCAUUGCUGCUGCUGCUGCUGCCGUGGCUGCGGGUGCCUCUGGGAAGGUCGAGUCGAGUCGAGGAAACUGACACUCUCGCGCGCGUUUGCAGCUUCCCUUAUGCGGACAAGCCCGCCGAGGCCGCCGACCACGCGGCGCUCAUGUCGACCCUGUACACUCUCGUCUGGAAGGACAACCGCACCGUCCUGGGCUAUCUGCGGGACCACGUCGUCGAGGCCCUGCUGGCGGUGCCCGAGCCGAUCCGGGGUCCCGUGACGGUGGACCGGGAGGCGCGCACGAUUCACGCCUUUGAGUCGUCGGCGGGAGAGGCCCGGCGCACAGAGACGGUGGGCAAGGUCAUGGCGUACUGGCGCGACAACGACACGUUCGAGGUGCUCAGGGGCUGGAGGGACGAGCCGUGGCCGGUGUACGGGUCCGUCGACGAGGUGCUGUACAGCGUUGAGCGCAGCGGCGCGGGGCUGUUCGGGGUUCUGCGCCACGGGGUGCACAUGAUGGCGUAUGUCUUGGAUAAUGACGGGGAAGGGCAUCGGAUGAAGAUCUGGAUCUCGCGGCGCUCCCCCACGAAACAGACAUAUCCCGGCAUGCUGGACAACACGGUCGCGGGCGGUUUCAUGACGGGCGAAAUCCCCUUUGAGUGCAUGGUGCGGGAGGCCGACGAGGAAGCCUCGCUGCCCGACGCCCUGAUGAGGGAGCGCUGCAGGCACACGGGCAUCGUCACGUACAUCCACAUCACCGACGAGCGCGCCGGCGGCGAGGCAGGGCAGAUCUAUCCGGAGAUGCAGUGGAUCUACGACAUCGAGCUCCCGCCCGACGUGAUCCCCGUGCCCAAGGACGGUGAAGUCGCCGGGUUCGAGCUCAUGACCGUCGAGCAGGUGCAGGACGAGCUGGCCAGGGGCAGCUUCAAGCCCAACUGCGCGCUUGUGCUGCUCGAGUUCUUUGUCCGGCAUGGCAUCUUGACUCGGGAGAAUGAGCCGGGCUUUGACGAGAUUGUGGCCAGGAUGCACAGGGCACUGCCGCUGCCGGGGCCGCACCUGGCUUAUCGUUCUCCGUCGUGA